Messenger RNA from Morus notabilis, 889 nucleotides. RefSeq names its product RNA-binding protein 1. The record is from RefSeq and is a predicted model, not a curated record. NCBI's taxonomy places the organism in Eukaryota, Viridiplantae, Streptophyta, Magnoliopsida, Rosales, Moraceae. The transcript has 7 exons. Gene Ontology annotation, molecular function: mRNA binding. Bases 132 to 833 code for a protein of 233 amino acids.
UCCACGGUGUAUUCGCGGAAACCUUUUUUUCUCUCUUUUCUGUGUAAACUGCAAAUCUAAUCGUAAUCUAUUUUUCAUCAAUUUCGAGAGAUCUCGCUUUCUCUCUCCUCUCUCCUCACAACUCCACUCGCAUGGCGGACUCGUACUGGAGGUACGGCGACUCACGGCAGCCGCCUUCCUCCGCCAUCCCUCCCAUCGUCGGGAAGCGCUCUCGCUCCGACUACGAUGGCCCUGGAAGCCACGACCUCCCCAGCUAUUUUCCCCGUGAUGAUGAUAGAGGAGCAAUGCGUGGAGCUAGAGAUACCGAGUCCAUUAAUGCAUCAUAUGACCGUUAUUUGCGCAGCACGCAAGUUUCAUCUUAUGGUAGCGGACAGCCUGGUAGACCCUUGGGUGGGGGAAUGCCUGGUCGUACUGUUGAUGAUCCCCGUCUUGUGGGCAUUGGGGGAAUUGACCCUGGGACAACUGUAAAAGAUAGGCCGCUUGGAUUUUCUGGUGGAAGGCCUGAGGUUCCCCUUCCCCCUGAUGCUAGUAGUACACUAUUUGUAGAGGGCUUGCCUGCCAACUGUACACGACGUGAAGUAGCUCAUAUCUUUCGUCCUUUUGUUGGCUACAAAGAAGUGAGACUUGUAAGCAAGGAAUCAAGACAUCCCGGAGGAGAUCCUCUUGUCCUUUGUUUUGUUGAUUUUCUGAGUCCAGCCCAUGCAGCAACUGCUAUGGAUGCCCUACAAGGUUAUAAAUUUGAUGAGCAUGACCGUGACUCGGUUAAUUUAAGGUUGCAAUUUGCUCGCUAUCCUGGUGCGAGGUCAGGUGGCGGACCUCGUGGCAAGCGUUGAAAUUAUGCGGUUUUUGCAGGAUUUGCGCGGUAUGGGGAGGUUGUGAUAAUGAGAGG